Messenger RNA from Penicillium daleae, 1344 nucleotides. RefSeq names its product ADP-ribosylglycohydrolase family protein. The transcript has a single exon. The coding region runs from base 1 to 1344 and encodes 447 amino acids. NCBI's taxonomy places the organism in Eukaryota, Fungi, Ascomycota, Eurotiomycetes, Eurotiales, Aspergillaceae. The record is from RefSeq and is a predicted model, not a curated record.
AUGCCUUUCAGCGCACCAUUUGACCUAACGCAAGAGUCGGCAAACGUUAUCGUUCGUUCGGCCCUGCGUGACCACACCGUAGGCGCCAUUGUUGGCUCGGCGCUUGGCGACGCAGUUGGCCUCUAUACCGAGUUCCUCUCCGCCGAUCAAGCUGCCAUCUCGUACCCAUCACGGUCGUUCACUCUCGCAUCUCCAAACCCAACCCCCUUCAAGCUGGACACACACCGUUCCCCGAAGAACCCCGGUGACUGGACUGACGACACCGACCACGCCCUGUUACUCCUUCUAAGCUAUCUGCAUACCGCCUCGACUAAUGGUGCGGAUCCACUCCCAACCCCGUCCGACUUUGCCUCUCGAUUGCGCAUCUGGGUUCAGCAGGGCCUGCGCGUACUGGAUACGAUGCCCCUCGGCCUGGGACGUCUCGUCGGGACAGUUGUUGCCACGAAGAAUUUCGUUGAAGAGCCGGAGCAAGUUGCUCGGGAAUACUGGAAGCGAACGGGACAGCGGGUUGCGCCGAACGGCAGCAUCAUGCGAACACAUCCCCUUGGGCUUAUGUGUCUGUUCCGGGGAGAGGAGGAGACGUUUGCAGUGGCGGCCAAGAUAUCGCGUGUGACACACUAUGAUUCCCGCUGCGUGAUCGCAUGCGUGUAUGGGACAGCACUGGUGAGGGCGGUGGUGAGAUCCGAGAUCUUAAUGGAAGAGGAUAUUAACUUGUUGUUGAGGAAGGUGGUGGUAUGGUAUGCUGGGCAGCCAGAGGUUGGGACUGAGUCGUUAGAAUUAGAUCUCGCCGAGCUGGAGAAACAUGUCAAGGCAGAGAGUCUGGAUGUACUGCAGCUCGACGAGCGCGAAGCGAUCGGGUACGUGUACAAGACUCUCGGUGCGGGGGUUCUGCUUCUGCGAAUGGCCAUUAGGAAGACUAGAGAAAGCUACGGGAGCUUGUUGAUGCGGGUUGCCAUGUUUGAGGAGCUUAUCACGGACCUUAUCAUGAGAGGAGGUGACGCGGAUACGAACGCCUGCUUCGCAGGGGCUUUGCUCGGCGCUUUUCUUGGCUACGAGGCACUGCCAGAUCACUGGAAGCAUGGCCUGCGUCACGAACAAUGGCUAAUAGGCAAAGCUGAGGCACUCUGUCAGGUUCUAGGUCUAGCAGAUGGUCACUAUGACGGCCAGGAAGACAAGGACACGUAUCCUGACGGCGGCCGCGGCUUUGUGUCUGAACAUGAGAUAGAAGGCAGAUGGAUGGUCCUUCAGCAGACUGCCUUCAAGAAGAUCGAGGAUGCGUUAAAGGCCACAUCGAAGACCAGGUCAAGAUGGUCGGUCCCCUGGCCCGGCAAAACAGAACACUAA